Molecule: messenger RNA, 751 nt
Organism: Phalaenopsis equestris
Lineage: Eukaryota; Viridiplantae; Streptophyta; Magnoliopsida; Asparagales; Orchidaceae
Product: agamous-like MADS-box protein AGL80
Exons: 1
Coding region: 62-706 (214 amino acids)
Biological process (GO): positive regulation of transcription by RNA polymerase II
Molecular function (GO): RNA polymerase II cis-regulatory region sequence-specific DNA binding; DNA-binding transcription factor activity, RNA polymerase II-specific; protein dimerization activity
Source: RefSeq, a predicted model, not a curated record
UCCAUAAAUACAAAACAAACUCCCUCCUGUUCCAACUCCCAUCAAACCAAACCAGACAUCAAUGGCGAGGAAGAAGACCCAGCUAGCCUACAUAUCCAACCGCGCCGCUCGCCGCAUAACUCUCAGAAAACGCCGCCUCGGCCUUCUCAAAAAGCUUCGCGAGCUGACGGUUCUCUGCGACGUUCCGGCGUUCGCCAUUGUCUAUUCGCCCCAAGGAACAGAGCCGGAGGUCUGGCCGUCGCCGGCGGCAGCAAGAGAUCUCAUCAAGGGGCUCGAUGGCGCGGAAGGGAAGGGGAAGGAGAAUAACAUGAUGAACCAGGAGGGGUUUUUGCAGAAGCAAAUUGCGAGGGCGAGAGGCCAGUUGGGAAGAAUCAUGGCGGAAAACGAUGAGCUUGCAGGGGAGCUUGUUCUUCUUCAGUGUCUUGGGGGUCGUUCGGUGGAGGGAUUGGAAAGUUAUGAGCUUGGGGUGGUUGGAGGCGCGCUUUCGCGGCGGAUUGAGGCGGUGGAAGGUCGGAUUUUGAUGGCGGAGGAUGGUGGGGUUGGGCAGGGGGAGGAUUUGCCGGUGGUGAUUUCGCCAGCGCCGGAGAUGGGGGAGACAGUGGUGGACGGCGGAGGUUGUUGGACGGAUAAGGUGUUGGAGUGGGAAGCAGAGUUGAUUUCUGAGUGGGGGCAGUGGGGAACCGGUUUCUUUUUUGAUGAGGGUUAGAUACUCUCCCUAAAUCGGAAAAAUAUUAACUCAAGACUGCUAACA